Molecule: messenger RNA, 1955 nt
Organism: Sclerotinia trifoliorum
Lineage: Eukaryota; Fungi; Ascomycota; Leotiomycetes; Helotiales; Sclerotiniaceae
Source: the annotation of a GenBank genome assembly
AGGAGGAUAAAUGUUUAUUUUGUUUUUCGAACUGGAAAUUCGCACUUACUCUCAAUAAUGCACUUUAAAGUCUCUCCACUCAUUUUGUCGAUAUGAAGCAUCUGCGGGAAAAUUUCUAACAACUAUUCUAUAGGGAUCCGGUGGAGGACCUUUGGAAGACAACUGUACUGCGUUCUUAGUACGAUCAAUAGCACAAGGAUGGACUAGAGGCUCUGUCCUCGCUGUAGAUGCCGGAGUACAUCUAUCAGCCAUCCAAAAUCUUCUCCAACAAUAUCAACCACUACCAUCCGAACGACCACACGUACUCCAAGAUGGACUUUUAGCAGGAUUAGAACUGCCUUAUAAUUCCGCCGGCGCAAAUACUGCUCACAUAGCACGAAACCUAAUCGGAGCUCAUCUCAUCACCCAUCCACACAUCGAUCAUAUCGCGGGUGGGGUGGUCAGCACCGCAAGUCCUAGUUCUAAGCCGAGGAGAAUUGCCGGGUUGGCUAGUACGAUUGAGGCGUUGAAAGAUCAUGUUUUUAACGAUGUUAUUUGGCCGAAUUUGACGGAUGAGAAUGGUGGUGUGGGAUUGGUGACUUUUAUGAGGUUGAUGUCUGGGGGUUCGUCGCUCUUGGGUGAUGGCGUCACGAAGGGGUAUAUGGAGGUUGUGGAGGGACUUGGUGUGAAGUCUUGGGCUGUUAGUCAUGGACUUUGUUCUAAGCCUUUUCCCUGUAUGUAUUUUCCCGUUUUAUAUAUGUUUUUAUCUUGCAGAGGUGUGGAGUUGGGAUUGGAUCCUGGUCUUCCGAAGCAGAUAUCUAUCUGGAACACUUCCCCCUCUCCCUUUUCAUCUAUAUCGUACUAACAAACCUCUCAAUUUCUAGAUCAAACAUUAAAUAACCCCACGAAGGAUACUGACCUUGGCCGAUCUCAAUCCCGAGCACUCGACCACAUCCCCGCACCCCUCAUCGCAAACGCAAUCGACAGCGUAAACAAAAGCCUAGGCAUGAACCUCACCGCCCCAGCCCCCGACCGCUUCCGCGUCUACACCAGCUCAGCAUUCUUCAUCCACGACGUAGCCAGCAGCCACGAAAUCCUCAUUUGGGGGGACGUAGAACCGGAUUCUCUCUCUGCCUCUCCACGCAACGCCCAAGUCUGGCAAGACGCCGCUCCGAAGGUCGCAGCCGGAAACCUCAAAGGCAUCUUCAUCGAAUGUUCCUACGACGACAGUCGCAGCCCCGAAAUGUUAUUCGGACAUCUAACCCCCCGCUACCUCAUGGAAGAGCUCAAAGUCCUCGCAGCAGAAGUCGAAAAAUUCCGCGGGGAUUCUUCACCCCGUCGCCGCACGCGCGACCGCUAUAUCACACAAGGACGUGUUUCCAGCCUCGAGGCAAGUAGUCGCUUAGAAUAUCUCCGCAAAUCAAUCGCCAAGCGCGAGAAAGAUAGGAUUCAGGGUAUGCGACCAUCGUUGGCGACGGCGCCGAAUUUCUUCUAUUCCCAUAGGAGGGGCUCGCUUGUUGGACCGCUGGAGGGUGUCAAGGUCGUUAUUAUUCAUGUGAAGGAUACCUUGGAUGAUAAGGAGGAUGUGAAGGAGGUUAUUUUAAGGGAGUUAGGGAAUCAUGAGGAGGAGCUUAAUUUGGGGUGUGAGUUUGUGGUUAGUGAGAGGGGGAUGAGUGUUUGCUUGUAAAUUGUUCUUUUUCUUUUUUUUUGGUUUUUGGUUUUGGUGCUGUGGUUUUUGUUAAAGGGGUGGGAGUUUCCUUUAUCUAAGCUGGCGUUUAUUUGAUUGUGUGGAUGGAUAGUUAUAUAUUGGUAUAGGUAUAUUUUAUAUGGUUUGGGAGGAGGGGUUACGGGUUACGAGAUUUGUAUCUUGGUGGAAGACCCUCAUUGGGAAUAUAUAACAUAGGAGGAUCGCUGGCUGGCUAUAUUUGGCAAAAGUCUCACGACAUGGUGUAUAGGUAAAUGUUGGUAUGAGAGGU